AUGGCAAUCACAGGGGUGGGCGAAGGAGGGGGGCAGGCGGCGAACCAACCCGCGGCAAGCAAUGGGCACGUCCAACUGAGGCAAGGGCAGCUUGCCAGAGUGGACCCGGACGUCUAUCCAGCAGCCACCGCAGCACCCGCGCAAGAAGCCACCAAAAAGCACAAGCCCAACCGGGAGCAGGACAGCUGGGGGGCAACCACGGCGAACACGUAUAUCCAUGCGGCCCUGGAUGCACUGCAGUCGCACAACCACACACACGCAGCCACCAGCACCAACCACAGCACGGCUGAAGCCACGGCGCUAGCAGCAAGCCGGCAGCACCUCCGCACGGCCCUGCAGGCUGCUGAGGCAGGGAAGGAGGUGGCUCGGGGGGGUCAGAAGGACGAGCAGCUGGGAGCGGGGGAAGCGGAACAAGAGCUGCUCAUAGCGGCCAGCUACCCGGGGCAUGGGCAAGCUUCGCACCACCUGCAACAAGCACAGUACCACAUGGAAGCAUGCCUGGGGGCGGAGGCGAGCGCGCUGGAAGUGCAGGUGGGAAAGGCGCUCCAGGCCAUCGAUGACUGGAGCACGCAGCUGUGGGGGGACGACACACCUGCAGGGGGGCCGGCGGAGGAGGGGCGAGAAGAGAACUACGAUGGUGGAGAAGACGGAGCACUACUACAUGAUCGUGACAAUGGCACUGAGGAGAUUGCGGCAACCUGUGCAGGUGGGGAAACGAGGGUGGAGGGUGAAGGAGGGGAACUUGCAAGCCACACAAGCCACGCAGCCCUGGACACCACCGCCACUGGGGCCUCUAGCCAGACUACAAGAACCGAUGAGGCGAAGAUGGGAGGCACAACGGCGGCGACGCACAAGGGCGGCUGGGCCAAUGGAACUGAGAGGUGCCGGCAAGUCGAGUUCCUCCUCCGCCUGUGCAAGAGGUGCCAGGCCCUUCUCGCGCUGCCAUUGGAUGCCACACUGGCACUGCCCCAUCCCGGCGAGUUUGCACGGAAUCGUCUCUGGAAAGGGCUCACUGCGGCAGACAGCAAGCUCGCAGCUCAGGCUCGCCACCGGCGGCGCCUGGCAGCGCGGGAAAACUGCUUUCCGCUGGGCCGGUUCGCAGAGCAGCAGGGCCUCGCUCGCGAAGGGUGCACGAGGGGAAUCUGCUCGGCGACCAAGCUGCUGCCGUCCAUUCUGAAGGAUUGGAAGGUGCUUCGCCGGGAGUGCGGGGCUGCAACCCCAUGCAUGCGGGAACUCCGCAACUGCCAAGAAGGUGUUGAGGAAUUCCUAUCUGACGCCACAAUGGCCAUCGCACGGCUGCUGCGCCUCUCUCCGGCAAAGAUCCGGCAGCGUGUGCGCCAAGCAGUUCAGCGGGACUGGCAGGUGAUGCGUCCGCAGCACCAGCUCCUCUUCGCGGCCACGGCGGCUCAGCGAGCACUGAGCCGGCCUCCUGCGCGGGGGUGCGAGGCGGCCCUGCGAGUCCUGCGAGGGCCCGGGCCGAGGCUUGCCUCCUCACGACCUCCGUCGGAAGAUCUCCGCGAAGUGCUGCGGAGGGCGCCGGCCUCCAGCGAGCUCUACGGCCAAGGCUCUGAUGCCACGUUUUCGCACCCCUUCGUCAAGGAGCUGCUUCGAGAAGCGCAGGCCCGAGUCUCCUGGGACAACUGGGUGAUCUGUGUGCGCACCUACGCGAGGCCCGAGAACCUGAUGUCGCAGACGAUGAAGCUCUUGCGCUGCGCUGGGCUCUUCGAGCUCCGGGACAGAGUCCACGUUUUCUGCUCCCAUGAAGACCCAGACUUCCUUUCGGGUCGCUAUGAGGAGGUGUUGGGGCAGCUUCGAGACAGGAUCAUUGUGGGCGUGAAAGGAGCUGACUUGCAGGUCCGCUUCAUCGAGGAGUGCUUCCUCCCCGGCCAACAUGUGGUGGUGAUGGAUGACAACUUGCUCCGCUUCGUGCGCCACGAGGCCGGGGAGGAGCUGCCCGGGGACCUCGUGGCCACUAUCGACGGCGCCGCCGCGGCGCUGCACCGCUUCCGAGCCAACCUCUGGGGCAUCUCGCCGACCAGCAACAAGACCUUUCUCAAGGAGGCGCCGGAGAUCAGCACCAAUCUGGGCCUGGUCUAUGGCGCCUUCUUUGGCUUUCGAGUCCUCCAUGACCCGGAGCUCUACACCCGCUUCGGCCAGGUGAAGGAUGAUUUGGAACGCACUCUACGCUACUGGCAUCGAGAUGGUGUUCUCGUGAGAUUCCGGCGAAUGUCCUGCACAAAGGCUCAAAGACCUGGUGUUUAUUCGAGCAAGAAGGGCGGCAUUUCUGCGAGUGUCGGGGCAUACGGCCACAAGCAGCAGGGGGACUUCGCACUUGCACGCCUGUCUAAAGGCUUUUCGCAGUACAUCCGCUUGCCCUCUUGCGAAUUCGAUCAGAAGAGGGACCCGACUACAGGACAACUUCUGUUUCUCUCGAGCAAGAAGCCCCGCUGGAAGGAGGGGUCUCAUGUCGCAGACUGUGGCGUAGUUUGGAUUCGAAGGAAGAGUCCAUUGCUGAACUCUGGGCCUUGGGCAUCGGCCCCUGCAGGCAGAUCGCUGAGCGCCGGCUUCUGCUGCAAGCCAUGCCGUGGAGAAGCAGACGGCCAAUGCACUAAAUGCAGCUGCAUUUCACCAGUCCAGGAGGAAGCCCGGCAGCUUUUCUUUGCUGAGGGCCUGGAGGCUGUCCGGGCGCUUGCGAGGCUUUUGGGCAAGCCGAACAACGAGAAGCGCGCAACUCGUGCGCUGGAGCGCGAGUGGCACCGGCUUCCUCCGCGGCAGCGAGGGAAUAUGGAGGCGCUUGCAGCACGGGACUUCGAGCAGAAGCAGUGGUGCGUGCUGUGCCCCCAGGCCCAGGAUACCCUGAACAGCGCAGCGCCGGACGCCUCGGAUGCCAUCUUAACCACAAGGACUUCGCAACCAAAGCGUCGUUGCCAAGUCCACCGACCUCCCAAGAGAGCACGCAACGGGGAGUGGCCAGAAUCUGCAAAACAGAGAAAAAGAGAUAGCAAUAUUGGAUGCUCCUUGUGA
This is a messenger RNA of Symbiodinium natans, 3024 nucleotides long. The record is from the annotation of a GenBank genome assembly. NCBI's taxonomy places the organism in Eukaryota, Dinophyceae, Suessiales, Symbiodiniaceae.